This is a messenger RNA of Kalmanozyma brasiliensis GHG001, 933 nucleotides long. RefSeq lists its product as uncharacterized. Bases 1 to 933 code for a protein of 310 amino acids. Lineage: Eukaryota; Fungi; Basidiomycota; Ustilaginomycetes; Ustilaginales. The transcript has a single exon. The record is from RefSeq and is a predicted model, not a curated record.
AUGUCGCAAGCACCUCACGCCGCCCCGACGGUGUCGAUCGAAAGUCUGCUUCAAGCCAUCUCUGCGAGCACGACGACGGGAAUCUGGGGCAACGCCUGCUUUGUGGUCAAGAAUCCUGGCUCCGGUGUCUCCUAUGUGCGCCUGUAUGCCGACUUAUCCGUUCUGCGCGCCAAUGGGGCAGUUCACUUGGCCGACCUCGUGACCAACACUGGUUUUCGCACCCUUGACGAAGCCGUCGAAGCUCUUCGUCACCAUCCUCCCUCGAGCUCAGCACCACAGCGCCAAGUACUCACCUUAGCUCGCCCUUCGCCGGCGUUGCAAGCCAUGACACAAGCCGUGACAGAGAGCAUUCUGUACUUUCCUGUCACGCAGAUCGCCUUUGUCACGAUGCGCGCCAUCCUGGUUUACCUGCAGACCGGUCACAUCGAAUUUGCGCCUCUGAGCAGCACCACGUCCGACACGGAACUCGAAGACGUCACCGAUGCAGAUGACGCGAGCAUCGACACGUAUGUAGAUGUCACUCCGCAACCAAGUGAGCACGGAGAGGGACCCGCUCCGACGACGACAGCUGUGCGGUCCGCUUCUGCUACUCAAGCGGCCUCGUUCAACGUCUUGCCCAGUCCCAAGUCGGUCUAUCGAGCUGCUCGCAAGUUCCGCUUGCACACUCUGCGCAAUCUAGCGGGCGAGGCAAUUGAUCGCCAAAUCACUCCCGCCAACUGUAUCACCGAGCUGUUCGAGUCGUUCAGCCUCAAGACUCCGGAGCUUUUCGAAAAAAGACUGACGUACGUCCUACAGCACUGGAAUCAGAUUGGAGCGCAUGAGAGAAACAAGCUGGCUCAUCUGGUGUCGACUUCUCAGCCCCGGGCCAAGGCAUCGGAGGCGUUCAACAUGAUCAUGGCCAACGUCGCCGUGCCCAACAGGCUCUCCGCCUAG